AUGGUGGUGAGUGCUGGCAUAUGGCACAACAUGGUGGUGAGUGCUGGCAUAUGGCACAACGUGGUGGUGAGUGCUGGCAUAUGGCACAACGUGGUGGUGAGUGCUGGCAUAUGGCACAACGUGGUGGUGAGUGCUGGCAUAUGGCACAACGUGGUGGUGAGUGCUGGCAUAUGGCACAACGUGGUGGUGAGUGCUGGCAUAUGGCACAACGUGGUGGUGAGUGCUGGCAUAUGGCACAACGUGGUGGUGAGUGCUGGCAUAUGGCACAACGUGGUGGUGAGUGCUGGCAUAUGGCACAACGUGGUGGUGAGUGCUGGCAUAUGGCACAACGUGGUGGUGAGUGCUGGCAUAUGGCACAACGUGGUGGUGAGUGCUGGCAUAUGGCACAACAUGGUGGUGAGUGCUGGCAUAUGGCACAACAUGGUGGUGAGUGCUGGCAUAUGGCACAACAUGGUGGUGAGUGCUGGCAUAUGGCACAACAUGGUGGUGAGUGCUGGCAUAUGGCACAACAUGGUGGUGAGUGCUGGCAUAUGGCACAACAUGGUGGUGAGUGCUGGCAUAUGGCACAACAUGGUGGUGAGUGCUGGCAUAUGGCACAACAUGGUGGUGAGUGCUGGCAUAUGGCACAACAUGGUGGUGAGUGCUGGCAUAUGA
Messenger RNA from Closterium sp. NIES-65, 654 nucleotides. NCBI's taxonomy places the organism in Eukaryota, Viridiplantae, Streptophyta, Zygnematophyceae, Desmidiales, Closteriaceae. The record is from the annotation of a GenBank genome assembly.